UACACGUUUUUACCACCCCCUAAUAUAUCUUCUUUUAUUUUGCAUUAGUUGCAUAAGCUUCCUACUUGUACCUUUAUCAAAGGUUACACUAGGAAAAGUCAGGAGAAAAAAAAAGUGAUCUAAAACCAGUGCAUCCUAGUCAACUACCUGACUAUAAAUAUGGCCAAUUCCUGAGGAUUCAAUUCAACCCUGUGAACACUUAACUACCUCAACUGUAGCCUAGAGGAUUCAAACACUCAUGUCGCUUUCCAGUGCCAAAAACUUCUUCCAGAGGUUCUGGCUAGAUGAAUUCCAAAUGGGAAAUAUUCCCCAUGGAAACUUUUUGUCCAAUGAUGAUCUCCUGCCAUCUCUUGGGGCUAGAAUAAACCAGGAAACUAGACUCAGAAGAUAUAUAAUCUCCCCUUUCAAUCCUCGCUAUAGGGCUUGGGAGUUGUUACUGGUUGUUCUAGUCAUAUACUCAGCUUGGAUUUGCCCAUUUGAGUUUGCUUUUCUGCCAUACAAGGAAGAUGCUCUAUUCAUCAUAGACAACAUUGUCAAUGGCUUCUUUGCCAUUGACAUAGUGUUGACAUUCUUUGUCGCUUACCUUGAUCACCAUUCGUAUCUUCUUGUUGAUGAUCCAAAGAGAAUUGCUAUCAGCUUCCUCUUCUAUAAUCGUGGUAGUGAGCUUGGCUUCAAAGUUUUUAACAUGUUUCGGUUAUGGCGUUUGAGACGCGUCAGUGCUCUGUUUGCAAGACUUGAAAAGGACAUUCGCUUCAAUUAUUUCUGGAUUAGGUGUACAAAGCUCAUUGCUGUGACCUUGUUUGCAGUGCACUGUGCAGGAUGCUUUAACUAUCUCAUUGCAGAUAGGUACCCAGAUCCCAAAAGAACCUGGAUUGGUGCAGUGUAUCCAAAUUUCAAAGAAGAAAGUCUAUGGGACAGAUAUGUCACUGCAAUAUACUGGUCCAUUGUGACUCUUACUACCACUGGCUAUGGGGACUUACACGCUGAGAACACGAGAGAGAUGCUGUUUGAUAUAGCUUACAUGCUGUUCAACUUGGGUUUAACAUCAUACAUCAUUGGAAACAUGACUAACCUUGUAGUGCACUGGACCAGCCGUACCAGAAAUUUUAGAGACACAGUCAAAGCAGCUUCUGAAUUUGCUUCAAGAAAUCACUUGCCCCAUCGCAUACAGGAUCAAAUGUUGUCACAUAUAUGUUUGAGGUUUAAAACAGAAGGACUAAAGCAGCAAGAAACAUUAAAUGAUCUUCCAAAGGCAAUUCGUUCAAGCAUAGCACACCAUCUGUUUUUUCCUUUCGUGCAAAAGGUCUACCUCUUCCAAGGAGUCUCUCAUGAUUUCCUUUUCCAGAUGGUUUCAGAUAUGGAAGCCGAGUAUUUCCCACCCAAGGAAGAUGUGAUACUGCAGAAUGAGUCUUCAACAGAACUUUAUGUGUUGGUUUCAGGGGCAGUGGAUCUGGUUCGCCGCAUCGAUGGGCAUGAUCAUGUUCAGGGGAAGGCAGUUGCAGUAGAUGCAUUUGGAGAGAUUGGAGUUUUAUAUCAAAUACCACAGCAUUUCACAGUUCGGACCACAGAACUUUCUCAGAUUUUAAGACUCAACAAAACAUCCUUAAUGAAUGUUUUACAAGCAAAUCCAGGAGACGCACAAAUUAUAAUGGAUAACCUUUUAAUGAGAUUAAAGGGGCGUGAAGAUUUCGGCUUUGAAUAUCCAAGUACAGAUUCUGGAUUGGUUCCACGUGAACUGCUUCAAGGAGGUAACACGAGAGGAAGCUCUUCUCACGAGUGUACAAAUAAUUCACAUGAGCAUUCAUUAAUGCAUGAAGGAGAGCACAAAGAUAUUAGAAACUCGGAGACCAGUUUGCGUAAGGUGACUAAUGAUGAUCACUUAGUCACUAAACAUAACUUGAUCCCUAAGCAUGAUAGAAUAGAUCCUCAUGCGGCUGCACACAAAGGGAAUCUAGACAUUGUUGAAAUUCUGCUUGAAAGAGACGCAAAUCCUAAUCCAAAUUCCACAGGGUGGACGCAAAGAGCUCCAAUAAAACAGCCUAAAAACAAGAGCAUUUGUGACCAAAAAAUGAGUUGUGAAAACAAGAAGUCAGAUGAAUUUAGAAUAGAGAUUGCGGAGCCAGAAAUCCUUGACCUUGAUAAGAAUGGCUCAACCAGAAACAGAAGACAAGAUGAUACUAGGUCUACUAAGUUCCCAUUGGAGAAAAUGAACACAAACACCAAUUCAAGAAUUUCUAAUUGUCCAAGUGAUAGAGAAUCGGCAAGGAACACCAAGAAGAGGGUAACAAUCCACUUGCUACAUGGAUGCAAGAGUACCACACCAGGACACCACAGAAAAUUAAUAAUUCUUCCUGAUUCAUUAGAAGAGCUGCUCAAAAUUGCUGGUGAAAAAUUUGGCGGCUUCAACCUCACAAAAGUAAUUAAUACAGAGAAUGCAGAGAUAGAUGACAUAAAUGUCAUCCGAGAUGGAGAUCAUCUCUUUCUUCUGUGCAGCGAUAAUGAAAUUUUGAGUUCAUGAUGUAACGAAGAUAGAUGGCAUAUUUAGGAACAUGAUGAUAACCAUGUAAUCAAAUCAUAAAAAUGCUAAU
This is a messenger RNA of Cajanus cajan (pigeon pea), 2588 nucleotides long. RefSeq names its product potassium channel KAT3. Gene Ontology annotation, biological process: potassium ion transport; transmembrane transport. Gene Ontology annotation, molecular function: voltage-gated potassium channel activity; protein binding. Gene Ontology annotation, cellular component: membrane. The record is from RefSeq and is a predicted model, not a curated record. NCBI's taxonomy places the organism in Eukaryota, Viridiplantae, Streptophyta, Magnoliopsida, Fabales, Fabaceae.